Molecule: messenger RNA, 1544 nt
Organism: Ascoidea rubescens DSM 1968
Lineage: Eukaryota; Fungi; Ascomycota; Saccharomycetes; Ascoideales; Ascoideaceae
Exons: 2
Coding region: 61-1335 (424 amino acids)
Source: RefSeq, a predicted model, not a curated record
CAAAAUCAACUUUCCAAAAAAGAUAUAAUUAUUUCUAAAUUACAAAUUAACACAAGUACAAUGACCGAAAAAUUGAAAAUUGAAACUGAAAAAAUUAUGAAAAUAUUUGAAAAGAAAUUGGAUAGUUCUAAUCUAUUAUUAAAAGAUUUGAAAAAUGAGUGUUUAAAGUUAAAAGCUGAAAUGGAAGAUAAAAUUAAUUUUUAUGAAAACAAGAUUGAAAUGAAAGAAAAAGCCAUAGAAACCUUAAAAGAAACAAUAGACAACGAAAAAUUAGGCGCAUUUGAAAGUUUUGAAUCUCAUUUAAAAACUCAAAACGAGUUAGUAAAGCUAUCUAAAGAGGAAUACAAUAGAUUCAAAAGCGAAGCUGAUAAUAAGAUCAAAAGUUUGGAAGAAAUUAUUAGUUCCAGAAACUCAGAAAUUAAUCAAGUUAAACUUCAAUUGAAUGAAGAGACACAAAAGUUGAAAAAACUUGAGGAAAGCUUGUACUCAAAAAUUAAUCUUAUUAACAAUAUUAAGAAAGAAAAUUCUGACUUGAAUUCUAAAAUUAGUCAUUUAAAAACUGACAUGCUUGAACAAGAAAGGAUUGUAAAUAAGUUAAAAAAUGAAAAUAAAAAUAAAAACCGAAAUGAGAAUGUUUUUAUAGAAGAAGCAAAGUCUGCUAUUAGAAAGUUACUAGAGGAGUUUAAAAAAGAAAACAUUAUCGUAGAAAGCAAAUCUAAAAAAACAAUUGUUGAAUUGGAAGAUAAAAUAAAAAUGAGCAAUUUAAAGCUGAUUAAAUUUGAGAGUGUAUAUUUUUUAGAGAGAGAAAAAUGUCAAACUUUGCAAAAUAAAGUGGAAGAAACAAAAAAAAUAUUAAUAAAUGAAAGGGAAAUUUGGAAAAAACUAUCUCAGGAAAAUAAUUUGCUAAAUAAAAUUAAAGUUAAAUUGAGUAAUGACAUUGAAGAUUUAAAUAAAAAAAAUAAAAACUAUGAACAUACUAUUAAGAACCUUCAGGAAAAAGUUAAAGAUCUUGGAAUCUUUCAAGAAUCUUCUAUAAUAUGUGACGAUAGUGAGACCCCAAAACCAAAAUUGGUCAUAGCAAAUACCCAGAGGGUAUUUUCUCCAAAAAAAACAACUGGAAAUAAAAGAAGAUUUUUAAUUGAACCAGAAGAGUUUUGCGAAGAAAUUGUGUCCUUUGAAUCCAAAAAAAGACAGACCACAAUUCAGAAGCUUCUUAUUGAGGAUGAGAAAUAUUCUGUUGACAAUUUGGAUGAUUCUUGCAUUGAUUCAAAAGCACUCAUAAUAAAACCAUCUACAAAAAGAUAUAUUAAAAAAAGAAAUAGAACUUUGAAGUGAAAAAAACAAAAAACAUGUUAAAAGUUUUAAAUUAUUUUGCCGAUAAAAAUUUUUGAAAACAAUUGAAAUCCAAAAUAAUCUGUUACUGGUACUAGGCUUUUUCUUGUUAGUUUUUUUAUAGAAAUUAAAUGGCUAAUGUCAUAUAUAUUUAAAAUCACAUAAAGGAAACCAAGUAAAUUUUUUAUUUGACGGAUAUUAUAAAUUAAUUU